Molecule: messenger RNA, 504 nt
Organism: Ipomoea triloba (trilobed morning glory)
Lineage: Eukaryota; Viridiplantae; Streptophyta; Magnoliopsida; Solanales; Convolvulaceae
Product: chitin-binding lectin 1-like
Exons: 3
Coding region: 1-504 (167 amino acids)
Source: RefSeq, a predicted model, not a curated record
AUGGAGAGAAUUGAAGAGUUGUAUAGCCAAAUUCGAAGACUGACAGGGUUAACCGGAAGUGACUCAUCUUCAUGGAGAAUGGAGAAGGCGUCAAAUCUGCUAUGGUGGUCUGCCAGUGUCCAUGCAAAGCCCGCACCAUCCCCUGGCCCGGGCUCCCCUGCUUGUACUCCUUCACCCCAUAACCCAACUUUACCGCCAUCCCCUACUCCUCCUCCCGUCCCUAAACCAACUUUACCGCCAUCCCCUACUCCUCCUCCCACCCCUAACCCAACUCCACCGCCACAUCAACCACCUGUGGAUCCACAUUCGGGUCCUAAACAAGAGACACCACCGGAAUCUGGAAGCUCGGGUGGGUUGAGUGGAGGACAGAAGGCCGGGAUUGUGAUAGGAGUGUUUGCUGCAGCGGGUGCUGGGUGGGUUGGAUGGAGGAUAUACAAGAAGCGUAGAGGGAAUAUAAGGCGGGCGCGGUUUGGAUAUCAAGCCAGGAGUGAUAUGCAGCUGUGA